CAUAUGACGAGGAUGUCGCAACAGCUAUCUCUAUAAAAAUGAAUGUCGGCCUUAGCAAUAAGAAACAGAUUAAAAAAACAGUCUUAAAUAAACCGGAAAAGGAAAAUAAGCCAAUGACAGGAAACAAUAACAAUAUUGGUAAAACAGAAAAAAUUGUAAAACGAGUCGUAGGAAAUGUUACCAAAAAGGAAAAUAAAGGAUUAAGUGAUACUAAAAACAUUGUGCACAUUCCCUCGAAUGAAAAUAAUCGUUUUGGUGGAGUAGAUUUUGGCAACGAUAUUCCCCAACGUCAAUUUAAGGAUCGUGAUAAUAGAGGACCACAACGUUUCCGUACCGGAGAAAAAUAUGCAAAGCGUGAAUUUGAUCGUCAGUCAGGAUCCGGCAAAACCGGUAUAAAGUCAGUGGAUAAGCGCGAGGGUGCUGGUGCUCAUAAUUGGGGAUCUCCAAAACAAGACAUUGAGGAGAUUAAAACGGGCAACUUGCCACUGCUUGAAGACAAAGACGACUCUGGCACUGAACAAUUGGCCGACCCUGUAAACACUCUGGAGGCGGAUGAGUUAAAGCAAAUGACGCUUGAUGAAUGGAAAGCCUUAAGAGACAAACGUGUCAAGCCUAAUUUUAAUUUACGAAAGGCUGGGGAAGGCGCUGAUAACUCUGAAUGGAAAAAUAUGAUUAUUUUAAGCAAGAAAAGGGAAAUAAACAGUGAAGAUAAUUUUGAAUACGACCCAUCGAUGUAUCCUCAACGAGUCGGCCGUCUUCAGCACGUUGUUGAUAUUAAAUAUAAUUUUAAAGAUGCACGCAGAGUGGACUUCCGUGGCCCACAACGCGGAGCCUCUCGACCUGUAUCCGCUUCUGGCAAUGGCUUUGAAAGGGUUGGAACAAAUAAAGUUGGAGAAAAACGUCGUCCUGGUCAAAAACCUUUGAAAGUUGACGAUGAGAUUGAAUUUCCUAAUCUGUCUUAAAAUAAAUCCCGAGAAGAUAAAUUUUCAACAAUGCACCAAAAACAACAGUUGGGCAUCUACGGAUAAUGAAUAACCUUUAGACUAUCAGGCGAUAUCUUUGAAGUUUUAUACCCGACAUCCACGCUUAUUCGUAUUCCUUAGUUUAAACCACAUAUUUUUACAAUUUCGAUUUUUUUUUUACUCAUUUAAAUGAACUAUUGAGAAUAGUUAAAAUUUUUGAAAUA
This is a messenger RNA of Drosophila persimilis, 1186 nucleotides long. RefSeq names its product plasminogen activator inhibitor 1 RNA-binding protein (gene vig2). Gene Ontology annotation, molecular function: RNA binding. NCBI's taxonomy places the organism in Eukaryota, Metazoa, Arthropoda, Insecta, Diptera, Drosophilidae. The transcript is spliced from 2 exons. The record is from RefSeq and is a predicted model, not a curated record. Gene Ontology annotation, cellular component: nucleus; cytoplasm. The coding region runs from base 39 to 962 and encodes 307 amino acids.